This is a messenger RNA of Lachancea dasiensis, 1809 nucleotides long. The record is from the annotation of a GenBank genome assembly. Lineage: Eukaryota; Fungi; Ascomycota; Saccharomycetes; Saccharomycetales; Saccharomycetaceae.
AUGAGAAUCAAGAAGAAGAACGUCAGCGGUAACGCCAGAAACUUCGUAACGAGGUCACAGGCCGUUCGCAAACUGCAAAUCUCACUCGCGGACUUCAGGAGACUAUGUAUCUUCAAGGGUAUCUACCCUCGUGAGCCCCGCAACAAGAAGAAGGCCAACAAGGGCUCCACAGCCCCAACCACGUUUUACUACUUCAAGGAUAUACAAUACCUCAUGCACGAGCCUGUUUUGCAGCGGUUUCGCGAGCACAAAACCUUCGCCAAGAAGCUAACUAAGGCGCUUGGCAGAGGUGAAGUCUCCGCCGCCAAAAGGCUAGAAUCACACAACACUGGUUACAAACUGGACCACAUCAUCAAAGAGCGCUAUCCAAGCUUUCCUGACGCUCUUAGGGACAUCGACGAUGCUUUGAACAUGCUUUUCUUGUUUUCCAACCUGCCAGCUUCCGACCAGGUUUCUGCUCGUGUGACCCAAGAGGCCCAGACCAUAUGUAACCAAUGGCUUGCAUAUGUCUCGCGUGAAAGGGCCGUUCGUAAGGUAUUUGUUUCCAUAAAAGGUGUCUAUUAUCAGGCGUCUGUCAAGGGAGAAGAAAUUAGAUGGUUAGUGCCUUACAAAUUUCCCGAAAACGUUCCAAGCGACGUUGACUUCAGGAUUAUGCUGACAUUUCUAGAGUUCUACUCUACGUUGAUGCAUUUUGUUCUAUACAAGUUGUACACCGAGUCCGGUUUAACAUACCCUCCAAAAUUGGACUUAGCCAAGAACAAGAUAAUUGGUGGUUUGAGCGCAUACAUUUUGGAAAGCAAUGCAGAAGAGUCUACGUUGAAAGCCCCUCAAUUGGCCAGUGCCUCUGCGGAAGCUAAGUCUUUGGAUGCUAGCACUUUGUCAUCUGCGUUGAAAGCAGAUGGCGACGAAGACAUCGAACAAGAUGACGAUGUGGCAGGUAGUGAAGGAGAAGACAAUGAUUUGGAUACUUUCGAGGAUAAGAACAAGAACAAAGGUGAUAUUUUGCAUCAACCUUCUCAAUACAACUCUCCAACCGCCACUCUUUUCUCCGAUUUCGUAUUCUACAUCUCUAGAGAGGUCCCAAUUGACAUUCUAGAAUUUUUAAUUCUAUCCUGCGGGGGUUCAGUGAUAAGCGAGGCUGCUUUAGAUCAAUUGGACUCACAGAAAGAUAUCGAUUUAUCAAAAGUCAGUCACCAAAUUGUGGAUAGACCAGUGUUGAAGAACAAAGUUGGCGGGAGAACAUACGUGCAACCCCAAUGGGUUUUCGACUCCAUCAACAAGGGAGAAUUGGUUGCUGCAAAUCUAUACCUUCCCGGUGAGCAACUGCCACCUCAUUUGUCACCAUGGGGUGAUGCUGGUGGAUAUGAUCCAAAUGCCGAGCCUGCGGAGGACGAAGAAGAAGAAGACGAGGAAGAAGAAGAGGCAGAAGAAGAAGAAGAGGAGGAUGCCAGCGGUGAUGAACUUGCGACUGGAAAGUCUAAAGACGGUAUUGUGGAAGCUUCUGCUGAUGAAGAUGAAAGCGAUGAAGAUCUUGAUGCUCAAAAGGAACUAGAAUUGGAAGCCAAGGGUGUUUCAUACUCAGAAUCUAAAGAAGAGAAGAACCCGAAGAAGCCUAAGAAGACAACUAAGCGGAAGGCUACUGAGGAAGAGGAAGAAAAAGACUUGAAGACGAUCAUGAUGAGCAACAAGCAACGCAAGCUUUACAAGAAGAUGAAAUAUUCAAAUGAGCAAAAGGACGAUAGAGUUGAGAAGCUGAAACAGAAGAAGAAGGCACUUGCAAAGACCAAGGCUAAGUUGGCGAAAAACUAG